AUGUUCGCGGUCGUACCCGUAAGCCCUUCCAAUAGACGUCAAGGCCUUCAGUUGUCUUAUAAAACGAGUUCAACCGCCCGCAAGUACACACUUUGUUACUUUCACGCGAGCAGUGCACAUUUUAGUAAAAUGUUCAGGCUCAUAUUAUUAGCCUUUGUGGCAGCAGUCGCGUGUCAGCAACAAGAGGGUGCUAGACGAGUUCCGAAGUACGCGGGUGAUCCGAAAACAGCUGCUAUUGUGCAAGAAGCUCGGUAUCUUAGUGGAAAUGGUGCCUUCGGAGCCGCUUAUCAACAAGAAGAUGGUAUCGACUUCAAAGAAGAGACAGAUGCUGAGGGCAACAGGAGAGGAAGCUAUUCAUAUAUUGACCCCAGUGGGCAAAGGAAGACUGUGAACUAUGUUGCUGGUAAAAACGGAUUCCAGGCUGUCGGAGAUCAUAUUCCCACUGCCCCCCAACCUGUGGCACCUACUCCUGGAUAUACUCCUGAUCCCCGUUAUAACUCACCGGAUUACAAAGCACCUCAAUACAGUGCCCCUCAGCAAUACUCUGCCCCUGUCGCACCUCGUAACUACGGUGGCAAACCUAACGUAGACGAUGGUCAAUACUAUCCUGAAUUAUACGAACGUGAGGACUACCAAGCUCCUAAAUCGCAAUACCAAGCUCAACCCCAAUAUCAAGCUCAGCCCCAAUAUCAACCUCAGCAGCAAUAUCAACCUGCUCCCCAACCCCAGUACCAAGCCCAACCUCAAUAUAAUACUAACAACAUCUACCCCGGAGUACAACAGGCCCAAUACAGUGGUAUCCAAAACCAACAAUACAGUGCACCUCAGCAAGCCCGUCAAGACUACUACGAACCAACCACGCAACAGCCCGCACGCUUCUUUCCUCCGGGAAAAUUCAGUCUGAACCGUGCUCCCGAUGGCUACACCUACUCAUUCCACAAAGUA
Messenger RNA from Brenthis ino (lesser marbled fritillary), 945 nucleotides. The record is from the annotation of a GenBank genome assembly. NCBI's taxonomy places the organism in Eukaryota, Metazoa, Arthropoda, Insecta, Lepidoptera, Nymphalidae.